CUUGUGUGUUUACAUUCUCUUAUUCUCUAUGCAUUUUGUUCUCCAUGUUGUUUGUUUUGUGUGCGUGCGUAUUGUAGUAUGAGGUUUUAGAUUAUUGUGUUUUAUAUGUAACUUGUUUCCUCUAGUCUCUAGAUGAAACCCGCGCACAAUGGCACACGUUUACCUUAUUGUAGUUACAGUAGAACCGAAUUGUGUUUGUGUGUGUAUAAUGUAUUAUUCCAUGACCUAAUUCUUGAUGCUAUUGCGAAUAAACAGAUGUAUAGAAUGUAUACUUAAUGAUAAAACCAGAAGUUGAGCCUACUUUUUGCCAGGCAAGGAAGUAACUGAUAAAUUCUUAACCCUGAUCCAGUAAUACUUUUCUGCUUACCUAGUUCCCUAUGAGAAUAUAUUAAUUAAAAGAACUAACAUAUAGAUAACCCAGGUUGAACAAAAUAGGCGCAGCACCUGGACUUAGAGGAUUUAAUAUAUUGAAGAUUCUGAUUCGGUAAACCUAAAAUGUCAGUAAAGCCGAACAUGAAUUAUCUUUCCAGCUAACUUCUCAUUAAGUCGACAAGGCAAAACUAUCUACAAUAAACAUUCUUGAGAAUUUUACUUGACUUGUACGAUUGAGGACAGGACAAGUGAUUAGAUUAAUAUUUUUUAUUAUUAUGUGAGCCAGAGAUCAUUUCAUUCUUGAUCUCUUGGUGUAUGUAUAUGUAUAUGUUCAACUUUACUCUUGUAAUUUAAGAAUGCUCUUCUUUUCUAGAGCAUAUGUGCGUGUUCUCGUUGCCUGAAUCACCAUUUAAUUAAGUUUCCGCUUACUGAAAUUUUGUGGGAUUUCAGAUUAUUUUGUUUAUAGAUUUACCAUGCAUUUAUUCACCCUAGUGCUGUUGAUUGUAACUAGUUGGUUACUUGUUUUGUGUUUUCUGUGUUCCUUCCGGACUUGAUUCUUGAUGGAGAGGCAUAAAAUGUAUAUUAGCAAUAAAACACAAUUGAUUGAUUAAUAAUUAAUUAAUAAGAAACUAACUGACCAAUUCAUAAACCAAAUGAUCUUUGGUACUAUAUAUUUUUUCUCAUAACGGGAAUGCAUAAACUAAACAAUAUUCAUAUCAAUAAUUUGGUACAGCAAUACUUGAUGAGUAAGUUACGGAUACACUUGAGAGAUGCAGAGUGCACCUUCACAUUCACAUUUAUAAGUUAAAAAUGUUAUGCACGUCUUCUUUAUAUAUACACAUGACUUUCAUCAGGUGGCUAAGCACAUCUUUGUCUCUCUUGGUUCCUGUUCAUGUCUUUCCAGAAGAAAGUACCAUGACUCCUCAGUUCUGUUAAUGUUUAAGUUCAUCUGUUUUGAGCUGUGCUCUAUAUGAAUUAAUUUAUGUUAUGGUUUAUAUAGCUUGUAAAUUUAUACAAUGUUGUAGCUUUCUUUCAAUGUAGUCUUGGAUCUGCCAUUUGAUGUUGCAUUUUUUCUUUAACCUGUUGUUUCUUUUGCAGCAUCUCUACAUAUCAGAAGAUCAAGUUCAGCCUAGUUUGAUGAGGACGUUUCUGAUUGACAAAGAAGAUUGCGCUGUAAUGAGCCGGAAACGCUCACUUGAGAGUGGCAGUUGUGAAGGCGUAGAUGUGUUGCCCAAUUGCAAGAGCUUAACAGUUGAUCAGGUUCACCAAUCUCACAUUCCACAGCUAAAAUAUAAGAAACUUGGAAGUGAGAGAAGGCUCAGUACACUAGAGUUGCCUGGUACAUUAGCACCAGCUGAUGCAACAUGCAAAGUGAGAGAACAACUGGUUUCUUCUGGUAAAGAGCUCGUUGAUCGAACAGAGAGGCAAACUGAAAGAAAAACAGAUAUGAGGCCGCCAAAAGUGAUUAGAGAGGCUGUAUUAGGAAGAAUGGAGGCUGAUGAUCGCAUUACCUCUUUCGGUUGUGAGGUCUGGAAUGGAAAGUAUACUGCAGAACAAAGAACUGUGGUGGAGAUGAUACAUAUGGAUAAUGAUGGGAAGGAGGUAGGGGCGAAGGUUGAUAAAGGUGCAUUAAGAGUAGCAAAAGAUAAGGUAGUUGCUAGACAUGAUGAGUUUAAGCUGGCUGCACAUGAGAGGGAGAUGGAAGUUCAAGAGGAAUCUGGUGGAAAAAUUACUUAUGGCUCUAGUGGAAUUUGUAAGAUCUCUCUUGCAUGCAAAAAUGAGAAUGAUAAGAGCAAUAUGCAGUGCAACUACAAGGAAACGCAUCAAAACAAGAUGCAUGAGGUUCUGACUCUAAAUAGUUUACCAGACAACUAUCAGGCAGAUCUCUGUCGGGAUCAGGUGAGGAAGGUGCUGGAUCUAUAUAAAGAUACACUAGAAAGGGUUCGGAAAGACGAUAAAGUGAAGACAAAUGGAAAAAGAAAGAUUGGUAUGCAGAUUUAUGUAGAUGCAGCAAUGCAACUGAAAGAUCACAAGAAAUGGCUUAAUGUUGAUAAAUGUUUCGGAGCUCUGCCUGGUAUUGAAAUUGGGGACCAAUUUCAAUCGAGAGCUGAACUUGUAAUUGUUGGCCUACACAGCAAGUUCUUGGCUGGAAUAGAUUAUAAGAAUAUGGGUGGAAAAAUUUGUGCCAGCAGUAUUGUUACCUCUGGUCACCAUGGUGAUAAAAAUCAUUCCUCUGACGUCUUGAUUUAUGUGGGGGAAGGUGGUAAACCAAAUCGCGGUUCUGAGAAACCUGAAGACCAGAAAUUAGUCCGAGGUAACCUUGCGCUAAAGAAUAGCACUAAUGAUGUUCCAGUAAGGGUUAUUAGAAGAAUUCAGAAUGUGAAAGCGCCUGAAUUGACCCUUGCAGAUUCCGUGUCCAAAUUUGUUUAUGACGGGCUAUACUUUGUCAGAAAGUGUUGGCCAGAGCGCGAGCAUUGUGGAAAUUUGGUAUACAAAUUUCAGUUGGAAAGAAUCCAGGGACAGCAGGAGCUUCCUCGGUGGACUACACAGAACACUUUGAGGAAAUUUAACAAAGCAACACAAUGCCCUAUAGUUCUUAAUGAUAUUUCCAAUGGGGAAGAAAACAUGCCAGUUCGUGUGGUAAAUGCAAUAGAUUGUCAGAAACCCCCACCUUUCAAGUACACAACGAAGAUGGCGUACCACUCUCAGCAGUGCGUGGUCUCUAAGUCUGGUGGCUGUGAUUGCCUUGAUGGAUGCUCGAAAGAAACCCUAUGUUCUUGCAUCGUCAUGAGUAAUGGAAAGGUUUCAAUAGACAAUAGUGUUUCUAUUGUCAAAAAGGAUCCUAUUGUUUACGAGUGUGGUCCUUGUUGCAAAUGUCCUCCUGGUUGCAAAAACAGAACGAGCCAACAUGGUGUAAAACUCCAGCUAGAGGUCUUCAAGAAUACACCUACGGGCUGGGGUGUUAGAUCAAGAAAUUUUAUCUCAGAGGGGAGGUUCAUCUGUGAGUAUGUUGGAGAUUUGCUAAAGUACAAGGAAGAGGAGGGAAGAAUUGAUUUUGACGAAUCAGCAGUUGAUGCUGGAAAUUCUAAUGAUGCAAAAACUGUGAUGUUUGGGAAUGUGGCAAGAUUUAUAAAGCAUAGCUGUUCUCCUAAUCUAUAUGCCAAGUGUGUUCUAUUUGAUCACGAGGAUAUGAGAAGGCCUCAUGUAAUGCUGUUCGCUGCUAGGAACAUACCUCCGAGGAAGGAGCUCACUUUUGACUACAAGCUGCCUACAACAGCUCCUCAGCAAAGCCUCUCGGUUAGCUAAUUUGAUAGCUGGCUUUGAUUUAGAUCCAGAUACUAUUCAUAAUUCAAAGAAUAUGCAUAAAUUUUCAUAUCAGUCACAUGUAUUGCAUAUUUUGUUAGCAUGAAAAAUCAGUUUCCAUUUAAAAGUUAAUCAUAUUUUGAAACAUCCAUGACAUUGUCAUAUAUUUGAAAUCUUUAAUCAGAUAUAUCUGAUGCACAAUGUUAUA
This is a messenger RNA of Daucus carota subsp. sativus, 3883 nucleotides long. Its product is annotated as histone-lysine N-methyltransferase, H3 lysine-9 specific SUVH5. The coding region runs from base 1432 to 3678 and encodes 748 amino acids. Gene Ontology annotation, cellular component: nucleus. The transcript has a single exon. Lineage: Eukaryota; Viridiplantae; Streptophyta; Magnoliopsida; Apiales; Apiaceae. The record is from RefSeq and is a predicted model, not a curated record. Gene Ontology annotation, molecular function: protein binding; histone methyltransferase activity; zinc ion binding.